Molecule: messenger RNA, 800 nt
Organism: Aphidius gifuensis
Lineage: Eukaryota; Metazoa; Arthropoda; Insecta; Hymenoptera; Braconidae
Exons: 3
Coding region: 85-735 (216 amino acids)
Source: RefSeq, a predicted model, not a curated record
AAUUAAUUCAUUUAUUUUUAAUUUAUUGAUAGAUAAUAAUUUUUUCUAAAUUUUUUUAUUUAUUUUCUAUUUAAUAAUAAAAAUAUGCAUUUAGAAACUGCUAAAAUGUCUGAUGAAGAACUUGAUGAAGCAAUAACAAAUCAUUUAAAAAAAUUGGAUGCUUUACAAAUUGUGAGUGAAUAUAUGAUUGAAAAAUCUGAUAAUCCAACAAAUUCACCAGGUGAUUGGUGUGAUAAUGAAAAUCAAUGUUUAAAUUCAAAAUAUAAAAAUUUAUUAAAUAUUACAAAAUCAAAUCAACAAAAAAGUAUAUGUUAUUCAAAUGAUAAAUGUCAAGAAGAUAAUGUUGAUUUAAAAAAAACAAAUUUACUUAUUAAAAGUCGUAAUUAUCUUGCUGAUUAUCAAGAAAUUCAUCAUGGUACACCAAAAAAUGAAUAUACAUUUUCAUCAUUGGUUAAAUUAAUGAGUCAAAUAACUGGAAAAUCAAUUUUAGUUCUUCUUUAUAUUGUUGCAAAUGCAACACUAGUUGGCGAGUUUGGAAUAUUUUUAUUGAGAUUUAUUCUUGAUAAAUUAGUCAACAUUCAAAAGACAAAUGAUCAUCAUCAAAUUGCAAUAAAAUUUGCAAUUUUUUCAUUAGAAUUAAUUGGAAUUUAUAUGUGUCUUUAUUUUAUUUUUGGAUAUAUUUGGAAUCCAAUUAUUGAAAUGGUUGUAGAAAUAAUAUUCCAGGUACUUUUUUAGAAUUUUUUUUUUCUAUUUCUCAAAUAAACAAUAUAAAUAAAUAUUUUUUUAAAAAAUCCAAACAA